CCUUCUCUCAGACGCACAACGCGAUGAGCAAAUCACCAAUUACCUGUCAUGUUCUCGAUACAUCGAUUGGACGGCCAGUUGAAGGAGUAGCCAUUCGGCUUCAAGAGUUUCAACCUGCUUCCGAAGAGGGAGCCGUCGAGAUCUUCAGCCCUCUAGCAGAAGGGGUGACGGACUCUGACGGUCGAUGCACCAAUCUUCUUACUCCUGGUGGCAGAGAACUUUUACGACCCGGACUUUACAAGAUCAUCUUCCGGACGAAAGAGUAUUUCGAUAAGACGGAACGUCCAUCGCUCUACCCAUGGGUCGAGAUCACCUUUGACCUCCAGAAUACCGCAGAACACUACCACAUACCGCUGCUGAUCAGUCCCUUCUCAUUCACCACAUACCGAGGAAGUUGAAUAGCCCUAAGCAAAAGCCAUUGUAUCUGUAUAGAAACAAUCUAAAUUGCAGCAACAAGACAGCGCU
Molecule: messenger RNA, 465 nt
Organism: Marasmius oreades (fairy-ring Marasmius)
Lineage: Eukaryota; Fungi; Basidiomycota; Agaricomycetes; Agaricales; Marasmiaceae
Exons: 4
Coding region: 24-398 (124 amino acids)
Biological process (GO): purine nucleobase metabolic process
Molecular function (GO): hydroxyisourate hydrolase activity
Source: RefSeq, a predicted model, not a curated record